AUAUCUCGCUCAUUCCGACUGGAAUCGUCAUCGUUAGAGGCAGUGUAUUUUAAAAAAAACAUUAGUUCAACAAACCCGCGCGUUGCUUUUUAACGGGGCCCGGUGUUCGUUAAAUACCUCGUGAAUUCUUGUGAGCGACUCAGUUCACAAAAUUUCAUCGAAUAUUAUAAAUCAAAAGCAAACGAUGAAACCGACGAUAUUUCUCGUGUUUCUCAUCGCCGGGAUUUUUGCCGAAAUCAAGAAUGAAGAUGAUGUUUUAGUCAUCACAAACGCAAAUUUUAAGGAUGCCAUCACUGAACAUCCUUACAUUCUCAUUGAAUUCUAUGCUCCAUGGUGCGGACAUUGCAAAGCAUUGGCACCCGAAUAUGCCAAAGCUGCAAAGAAAUUGUUAGAAAUGGAAUCGGAAAUCAAACUCGGUAAAGUUGAUGCAACAGUUGAAUCAGAAUUAGCCGAGAAAUAUGACGUGCGAGGCUAUCCUACACUUGUAUUCUCCCGUCAUGGUGAAUGGAUUGAAUACAGCGGUGGUAGACAAGCUGACGAUAUUGUCAACUGGGUUUUGAAGAAGACUGGACCAUCUGCUAAAGAUUUGAAAACUGUUGAUGAAGCUAAGGCUCUAAUUGACGAACAUAAUGUCGUCGUCAUUGGAUUCUUCAAAGAUCAAGAAUGUGAUGAAGCUAAAGUAUUCUUGAAAGUUGCUGAUGGUGUUCACGACAGUGUGUUCGGAAUUUCUUCCGCUGAAGAAUUAUUCAAGGAACAUGGUGUUGAAGACAAAAAAGUUGUUCUCUUCAAGAAAUUCGACGAAGGCAAGAGCGUAUUUGACGAUGAGUUCGAUCACAAAGUAUUGACAAAUUUCGUCAAGGUUGAAUCUCUACCACUUAUCAUUGACUUCAAUCACGAAACUGCACAGAAAGUAUUCUCCGGUGAGGUCAAGAGCCACCUUUUGGUCUUCCUCAGCAGCAAAGCUGGACAUUUCGAUGAAUAUGUGAAAAAUCUCGAGGCAGCCGCCAAGAAACAUCGCAAAGACAUUUUAUUCGUUACAAUCAAUGCCGACGAAACUGACCACGAACGUAUUCUCGAAUUCUUCGGAAUGAAAAAAGAAGAAGUGCCAGCGAUGCGUAUCAUUAAAUUGGAAGAAGAUAUGUCCAAAUACAAACCAGACAAUCCAGAAAUCACUUCUGAAAAUGUUAUGAACUUUGUUGAAUCGUUUGUUGCCGGAAAGGUGAAGAGACAUUUACUCACACAAGACUUGCCUGAGGAUUGGGACAAGGAGCAUGUUAAGGUUCUCGUUGGAACUAAUUUCCAUGAAGUCGCUUAUAACAAAGAAAAGGACGUUCUUGUCGAAUUCUAUGCUCCAUGGUGCGGACACUGCAAACAACUUGUGCCCAUCUACGAUUCUCUCGGUGAGAAGUUCAAGGACAGAGAAGACAUUGUCAUUGCCAAGAUGGACGCCACCGCCAACGAAUUGGAAGAUGUUAAAAUUUCCAGCUUCCCAACUAUCUACCUUUACAAGAAGGAGACAAACGAGGCUAUUGAAUUCAAGGACGAGAGAACACUUAAAGGACUUUCCGAAUUCCUUGAAAGAGGAGGAGAAAGAGACGCAUCCAGCGAAGAGACUCAAGAGACAGACGAGGACGACGAUGCACCUCGAAAAGAUGAGUUGUAAAAAGUUACACCAAGAGAAUAUUUAUCAUUCAUCUUUAUGCUUCAUAACGACGGGAUGUCAAAUUCCAUUUAUUUUUAAUGGAAGCAACACCCGAAAUUCACCAAUCGUUUCUGUUGUCUAUGUUCAUCAAA
This is a messenger RNA of Leptopilina heterotoma, 1794 nucleotides long. It is a transcript of the gene Pdi, whose product is annotated as protein disulfide-isomerase. Gene Ontology annotation, cellular component: endoplasmic reticulum. The transcript has 8 exons. Lineage: Eukaryota; Metazoa; Arthropoda; Insecta; Hymenoptera; Figitidae. The record is from RefSeq and is a predicted model, not a curated record. The coding region runs from base 185 to 1663 and encodes 492 amino acids. Gene Ontology annotation, biological process: protein folding; response to endoplasmic reticulum stress. Gene Ontology annotation, molecular function: protein disulfide isomerase activity.